AUGUUUGACCGCGACUACUUCCAGCCCAUCGAUCUCAGCCGCGCGGACGAGCUCGAGCGCAUGAGCCGCGCCGUCGCGACCAUGGGCGACCCGUUCCUUCGCGACACGCCGCCCGGGUGGCUCCCCGAAGCGCACGACGAAGCGCCGUUCGAGAUGCCGCCUCGGGGUCGGUACUACCGCGAAGUGUGGCAAGAUCAAGAGUUUGUCGAGGCGGUCGGCGGCGACUUUGUCGUGGUCGACGACAACCAUGUGCUCGCAACCGGCUACAACGACGACGUCUUUGAAGCCUACUACUGCAAACUGGAAGCCGCCAUGGGCGACGACGGCUCCUUUCCAAUGGACGGGGUCCUUCCCGACCCGACGCCGCCGCCGGCGACCGAGACAGACGAGAUCGCGAGCGCGCUAACACAGUGCGUGGCUGCCUUUGUGCCCCAAGUGCUCUCCAACUGGCACACGCUGCGCCACCUCGCCGACCGCGUGCGCGACCUGGCGCCGCUCGACGCCAUCUACGAGCAAGAAGCAACCUUUGUGAAGCGCGUGGAAGCCUCGUACAACGCGCUCCGUCGCCGGUCCAAGAAGGCAGCCGGCAAGCGCAGUCACGUGCGUGCUGCGCCGGCCAGAACGCCGGCGCAAGCGGCAGCCUGUGCAUACGCAGCGCAAUUUGCAUCCCAACUCGUUGUCGGCGACGGCGUCGACUAUCUGGACGCGACCGGCUACUGGACAAGCGCCGUCGUCGUCGAUGCCUUUCCGGAGGCUGGAGCGCGCCUCACGCACGUCAAGGUGCAUGUGUCUGGGUGCAGCUUCGCGUCGCAGACGUGGGUGGCAGUCGCCGGCGGCCGGCUCCUACCGCCCGGCGCAGUCUCGGCCCGCAAGGCGCCACAUCUGGACGUCGACCUGGUCAAUCGUGACGGUGGUGUCGUCUGUAGCGCAGCACGGGCCAGAGCCGUCUUACCGUGUCCGAGCACGACGGUCGCGAUCGCUCGGACGCUCGAGUCGCUCUUCGUUGCAUCGUCGAAACCGUAGCUUUCCUAGUCCAACUAAUUAUAGUGUACAUCAAUCAUCAUCCGCC
This is a messenger RNA of Saprolegnia parasitica CBS 223.65, 1069 nucleotides long. RefSeq lists its product as hypothetical. NCBI's taxonomy places the organism in Eukaryota, Oomycota, Saprolegniomycetes, Saprolegniales, Saprolegniaceae. Bases 1 to 1023 code for a protein of 340 amino acids. The record is from RefSeq and is a predicted model, not a curated record. The transcript is spliced from 3 exons.